Brienomyrus brachyistius is the source of this 1415-nucleotide messenger RNA. It is a transcript of the gene cisd2, whose product is annotated as CDGSH iron sulfur domain 2. The record is from RefSeq and is a predicted model, not a curated record. The transcript has 3 exons. Lineage: Eukaryota; Metazoa; Chordata; Actinopteri; Osteoglossiformes; Mormyridae. Gene Ontology annotation, molecular function: 2 iron, 2 sulfur cluster binding. Bases 129 to 536 code for a protein of 135 amino acids. Gene Ontology annotation, cellular component: mitochondrial outer membrane; intracellular membrane-bounded organelle. Gene Ontology annotation, biological process: autophagy of mitochondrion; regulation of autophagy.
GUCAGUUUCCGCAGAAGUAUUACGGCUUUCAGUUACGCUAACCAGACAACGCAAAGUCCGUAAUAGGGCCACCCCAGGAAAUAUGCCCACUGCAACGAAUUAAAAGCUGUCCGCAUGUUCAGUUCAAGAUGGUGCUAGAAGGCAUAGCGAGGAUCAUAAAGCACCAGCUUCCAGCCUACCUCAAAAAACUGCCGCUACCUGAAACUAUCGGAGGCUUUGCGCGUUUAACGGUUUCAGAGUGGCUGCGAUUGCUCCCCGUCCUGGGAAUCCUGGCCCUGCUGGGCUACCUCACCAUACGGCCCUUCCUACCAAAGAAGAGAAAGCAGAAAGACAGUCUAAUCAACCUGAAGAUCCAGAAGGAGAACCCCAAGGUGGUCAAUGAGAUUGACAUUGAAGACCUGAAAAGCCCAAGUGCUUGUUACUGCCGCUGCUGGCGCUCUAAGACGUUUCCUGUCUGCGACAAAUCCCACAUAAAACACAACGAGCUGACCGGCGACAACGUGGGCCCCCUCAUACUGAAGAAGAAAAUUCUAUAAUCCACACUCCCGAGUGGAGAGGUGGUGCCAGUUGUAAACCCCGCCUCCUAGUGGGAGGUAUUUGUAGUUCUUGCAUCCUUUAGGGAGGGGCCAAGUUUUCCAUUUCCUGUAGUUUUUUUUUCUUGCUAGAUUAAAUACAUAUACAGCAUGUGCAUUUAGACUUGUACUAUAUUGUGCAGAGAUAAAAACCUCCGAAAAGGAAUUAUGUCAUUAACUACUCAGAAAUGCUCUUAUUUAAACAGCAACAUUGACUCUUGCUUUUAUUUGCUGUUAAACGAGAACGGGCACAGCCCGUGACGCUGGUGUUCCGAAACACCAGGGCUUGAGAGUUGCGGCCUGGAUGUACGGAACUGGCAUCUUAUUGAGGCCAUGGACGUCUUGAACCUGAACACUUAUGGAUCAGCUGGGGGAUGUUAAGCUGGAUUUGCGCUGGGCUGUGUUUGUGUGAUACUGAGUAGGUCUUUACUCUAACCCAUUUGAUUUUUAUUUGUUCCAUAAUUAUAUUGGAUGUUUUUUUUUGUGUGUUUUAUUUCCAGUACGUUCUGUAUCUUGGUUAUAGAUGGGGACCACAUUUGGUAGAAAAGGAGUAUAUGUAUCAUAAUUCUUGGUUUGUAGUCUGUUCAGGGGGCUCUUGGCUGUCAAACAGAAUCCGGCUGCCCUGAUUUUUCCUUGUUUUCCUCUAUUCUGUCUGCCUCCUUCUGCUGGAUUUCACACUCUACUAACACGCGACGGAAAUGCCGCAGAUGACCGACCCGUCCGCUUAGCGCGGGGCGGGACUGCAUCGGCUUUGGGUUCCGUCUCUGUCGUUCUGAGCUCCCGCGCUGAAUGUUCUUCUCAUGUGUCCCUGAGAGAAAUAAAUCUCCACCUUCGGGUUUUUAA